This is a messenger RNA of Sodiomyces alkalinus F11, 303 nucleotides long. RefSeq lists its product as hypothetical. Bases 1 to 303 code for a protein of 100 amino acids. NCBI's taxonomy places the organism in Eukaryota, Fungi, Ascomycota, Sordariomycetes, Glomerellales, Plectosphaerellaceae. The record is from RefSeq and is a predicted model, not a curated record. The transcript has 2 exons.
AUGCUUCCACGCCAUGGCCGCAUAAUGGGCCUGAAGCAACGAUCGCUGCAUGUUCAUACAAGCCAUCGGCUUCCUCGUCAUUCAUUCACUCUGGGGAAUGCGGUCGACGAAGUUGCUGAUCGUGGCCGCCGCGUUGGCUGUACCAGACCCCUUCGAAAGGGGGCUCGACAGCGGGAGGACCUACUACGGCUUCGCCCGAGGGGGAAUAGCAGCAGCAUCAGCAGUAGCAUUAGUAGCAGCAACAACAACAACAACAACAGCAACAACAGGCUUAGCAGACGCAACAUAACCAGCAAAGCUUGA